AUGGUUCAAAUUAACGAGGCACCUUCAAGAGACUUCUCAAUAUAUAGUUUGGUUGGGGACUUUGACUUUUUCGAGUCUUCUGAUUCAGAUUUUGGAGAACUUGUACACACAGUUGUGGACCAAAUUGGAGGAGAAAAUAUCAAUAAUCAAAGGUUGUUUGAUGUAUUAAAGAAAAAACUCACUAUUCUAGAUAAUGGUACAUUAAACCUCUUUGCUUCCUCCAAGAAUCCAAGGCCAGAAAUCAAGGAUAUUCUUUUUUCUGAUGGGUCAUAUUUUGAUUGUAAGUCAAAUCUAAAGAAAGAGCUAAAAAAGAUCUGUCAAAAUGCCGAACUUAAUUCACAAAUAUUAAAUCCAAAAGAUCUAUCUAUUUUAAGAUUUGUAUUUUCUCACCACAAGUUUUUUAAUACUCAAAAUGAGAUUAGAUAUCCACAAGACUAUGAAAUUUACGUUGUGAGACAUCCAAAUACAGACUUUAAUGGUUGUAGGACUUUUGCUGUCAAGAAGAAACAUGGAAAGUCUUCUACUGAAGAGAAUUCUAAUAAAGAGGAGCUCAUUCCAAUUAGUUAUGUCUCUUCUGUAGCAAAAAUUAACACAAAAUGGGAAAAAUCUGGAAGAAGGAUUAUCAAUCUUAUGCAUGCUGUAAUUAACAUUGUUCCUAGUGAUCUUAAAUUAUUUAUAACAGCAAUGCAGGAUAUCUACCCAUUAUCUAUUAGAAACUCUUUGGACUCAUAUAUUUUAUAUUCUAAGCUCUUGUUUCAUGCAAUUAAAUUAAUCCCCUCAACACUGAGUAUAUUACUAAGAUUUCUGAUUAAUAAGCUUAUUUCGUUAGAGUCAGAAAUACAUUCUAAGAACCCAAAUAAUCACACUAAAGAAAGAUUUGAAAAAUGGAGACAGGAGGAACUCCAGACGGUUGCAAUUAAAAUCAGAAGAGGAGAAUAUGCAGAUAUUAAUUCUGCAAAGUCGUAUAUCCAAGACUUUGAUGGUUUAAAGACCCAAUUUUCAGAAAGAUUUACAGAGGAAGAUAUUGAUAGGAAUGCACAAGUUUUUGAUAAUAUUACAAGAGAACUAUUUGAUUUCAUUUCUGAAGUAUAUGAAAAUGGUUUUAAAUACGCUAAAAUUUUUGAAAAUUCCACCGAAACCUUGAAUUCCACUCCAACUAGAAAUUUAAAGGUUUCUGGUAAUGCUUCAAGCAUACUUUCUAGCAGUGACUUAGAAUCUUCAGCAGUAGAAGAUUUCGUUGUUUCAGGUUAUGGGAAAAAAGAGGAGCUGUUAUAUAAACAAUUUGUUGAUCUAGAAAGUACAAUUUUGAAUAUAUUUGAAACUCAGAUUCUUGCGAUAGAAAAAUGCCAGUUUGUUAACUACAUUCCCAUAUAUUUGGUUUGCCAUUAUGAUCAUUGGUGUGAGAAAUUUCUUCAAAUUACCUUUAAAAAACUGUUUAAUCCACAUGAGACACUUAUUAUCAGAGAAGCUUCGGUAGAUUAUAUUGUCUCAUUUGUUACAAACUACGAGAUAGUCUCCAACUUUAAGUUUUACACACCCUGUAUAAAAUAUUUGAUGCAAUUUCUACAUGAUUUUGUUGCUCAUUGGAGCAUUGAAAAAACUAAUCAGAACUUGGAAUCCCAAGAAUUUAAUACUAAUAAGAGAUCUGGGUUCAAGAGAAGCUUUGGAGAUCACUCUCAGAAACACUCACAUCUGACUUUAAAAAAUCUAUUUGGUCUAUACUGCCAUGUUGUAUAUUCUCUUUGCAAACUUGUUUCAAUUAUAAUAAAAACAAUUUUGAAUGAUAGUAUCCAGGAAAAUUCUUUUGAGGGUAUACAUUUUCUCAUAGAUUCAGUCCUAAAUAUUAACAGAGGUUUUAUUCCAUUUAUCUUAUGUGGGGAUCUAUCUCCCAUAGACAACAUAGAUUUCGAGACUUUGACAAUCUUCCUGAAGUCUAUUAUCAGGUUAGUUUAUAGAACGGUUUCUGAACACAAGGAAAAGUUAAGUGUCUCAAAGUACUUUGGUGCUAUUAAGCUUAUUUCGGAACUCUUAAAUUCUAAUAUUAACAAAGAAGCUAUUAAAAGUGAACCAAAACUGUUUUUAGACAAAUUAUGGCUUUGGCAUUCUGGAAAAUACCUCAAGAAAUUUCAAACUACUAGAAGAAAUCUAAUAGAGGACCUAAAUAUUUCAUCCUAUUUUGAGGAACUUUUCAAGUUAGGCGAAGAUGAAAUACAAACACAAUUUGAAGAUGAUAAGGAGCUUCUCAGCGAAAAAAUCAAUCUUCCAGAAAAUAAAUAUGGUGAGAUGGAGUCAUCUAUCCUUCCAGAACAGUCUCUUUGGGAGUAUGUCUGGGGAGAUGUUCCAGUUUCACAUGAAGAAUUAGAGCAAGAGCUAUAUAUAACAAAAAACAAGAUGUUUAAAGAGGACUUGGACAAACAAUUCAACUACUUAAAUCAAGAGGGAAAUGGGAAAGAUAGGGAUAAAGAAUGUUUAAGAAGUUCAUUUUCUAAAAAAUCGAGUUCUACAAGUAUGUCAUUAUUGGAUACUCUUUUAUCCUCUGAUGCUUUUAAACGGGGAGAAGCCAUUUUACAUAAUUAUCAACGAAAACAUUCUCCUUCUUCUAAAAGGACUAAUAAGCUGUCUAGGAAAUCUAGGCUAUUUUAG
Cryptosporidium ubiquitum is the source of this 2643-nucleotide messenger RNA. RefSeq lists its product as uncharacterized. The transcript has a single exon. Gene Ontology annotation, biological process: transcription initiation at RNA polymerase I promoter. Gene Ontology annotation, cellular component: nucleus. The record is from RefSeq and is a predicted model, not a curated record. NCBI's taxonomy places the organism in Eukaryota, Apicomplexa, Conoidasida, Eucoccidiorida, Cryptosporidiidae. The coding region runs from base 1 to 2643 and encodes 880 amino acids. Gene Ontology annotation, molecular function: RNA polymerase I core binding; RNA polymerase I general transcription initiation factor activity.